Messenger RNA from Dreissena polymorpha, 7326 nucleotides. RefSeq names its product NFX1-type zinc finger-containing protein 1-like. The transcript has 3 exons. Lineage: Eukaryota; Metazoa; Mollusca; Bivalvia; Myida; Dreissenidae. The record is from RefSeq and is a predicted model, not a curated record. Gene Ontology annotation, biological process: regulatory ncRNA-mediated heterochromatin formation. The coding region runs from base 894 to 6320 and encodes 1808 amino acids. Gene Ontology annotation, cellular component: nucleus; nuclear RNA-directed RNA polymerase complex. Gene Ontology annotation, molecular function: zinc ion binding; helicase activity.
GCCGCAGACACGUUGGUAUAAUACAGCCGAUGACACUAACUGCGCUGUUACUCAAGAUAACAACAUAAAAACAUCGGCAACAAGGGAACUCAUAAUGAAAAAACACCACGGUAGACAACACUAUCCAAAGCAAAGAACAUUUCUUAAGGCAGAGGGUCCGCCUGUAAAUUCGAAAGAGAAUGUGACAUCAGGCCAGAAUGAAACCAGUCGAUAUUACCAUGACCAGUCUGUACUCGAAGAUAAACACGUCAGAAAUAAGUUAGAUAUACAAUCUCAACUUGAAAGCAAAAGGCAUUCUAGUAAAAAAAAUAUAUCUGUUGAUCGAACUGAUUUUGAAAUUCCAAGAGCCAUUAAUUAUGAUAAUAGUGGAAGACAAAAUGCAGAGUCUUCCUCAGGAAAACGUCUACCGAUUUUAUCGACAACGUAUUAUGCUCAAUUCCAAAGGGGGAAUGGAAACUUUGUCCGAAGAGGAUUGCAUGCUAGUCCAGACCGAAACGAGUCAGGUGGUAGUUUGCAUACAACGGCACUUGACAUACAUGAGAGAAACGAUGAACAACCAACCAUGACCAGUUUACAGAACAACAAAAGUAUACCGAUUGAAUAUGAGUCAGCAUCUCCGUUUCCUUUUCAAAAAACGACGAUAAGCUCUGAAGAACUAUCAAAUCGUUCUUCAGAAACCAUUUACAGGCGUAAAAACGGAGGAAAUAAAAUUCAAAAUGAUCAACAUGCUAUGCUUUCGGAAAGCGAUCAAAGUAACAGACGUAACGAGAGAAGAACUGUGGGAAAGUUUAAAUCCUGUUUAGUGCCCGACACGGAAUGCACACUCAUUCUACCAAAGCCACACAGAAAACAAUAUUGAAUACAUCGAUGGAUGUAGAUCUAAAACACAAAGCAUGAUACAUCCAGCCAAGAGUGGAUCUACUCCCAGUAAGGAUACCAAAAUGGAUUAUAAAGAAACUAAUAUUUAUCAGUCAACGACUAGAGAUGAAACACAUGAUCAUAAACUAUCUAUCACAGGAACUUCUAAACAUGAACCAGUCGGCUACGGUUUUCCAUUUCUAAAAGCAAUGGAAAAAAACGACGCGUCUAUCAUUGUUAUGGAACUAACGAACAAAGAUAUCGCAUUACGAAAAUGUAUUGUAAGAACAAAGUUAGAUCCAGAAUUGCUGUUGCUCUUUCUUAAAGUGUUAAACAAAGCAUUCGAAAGUGUAGAUGUGCCAACCGCGCUUUAUACACUUUUUGAAAUUUUAUGCGAAGAGGGUUUUUGGGAAGCACUUCUAACCUUCUUGAUCGACCUGCAGUCAAGUUUCGACUCGGAUACAAAACACACUGUUGUAACAUGUGUGACACAAAUUAUGACAAAUCAAGUGGCCAAAAAUCCAAUGACUAUCUCAGUAUUCAGAAGGUUGUUUACAAUUAUAAAAAUGAUCGCUGAUGACCCAGCAAACGCUUCUGAUAUUAACGAUGUAACAAGGAAAUCAUUGAACGAUUUUGCGGAUCUUAAUAAUGCUUAUAGAAAAGACGAAAAACCAAAUGAACGCAGCCAUGAAGGUAAACCACCAGACGACUUUAGAACGAUACCGGUUCUUCCGAGAAUAGAAGACAUCAAAGGCUUCAGCCAACCAUUCCUACGGAAAAACAAACUAGGCGGACAAUACGGAGACGUAGAUGAUUAUUUAGAUGUACAAUUAAUACUUUUAAGAGAAGAUUUUAUUGGCCCUUUAAGAGAUGGCAUCACGGAGUACAUUAAACACAAACAAAGCAAAACUAAACCAAACGUUAGACAUACUGAUGUUCGUAUAUAUCGAAACGUAAUUGUAGUUGGACCAGAACUCACUGAAUUUGGUUUAAGUUUCAAAAUGAAAAUGGAAAUUACACAAGGGCUAAGAAAAAUACAUUGGGAGUUAGGAAAACGUUUGAUAUAUGGAUCAUUGGUUUGUCUUUCCGACAAUGAAUUUGACACGCUUGUUUUGGCUACCGUAAUUGACAACGAAAAGAUAAGGGACGGGCUAUUUACUGUUUUUAUUGAAAAUGAAAAUGUCAAGAUAUCAGAUGUGCUAAACAGAAACUUUACUAUGGCUGAAUCUACAGUGUAUUUUGAAUCUUACAAACAUGUACUAUAUGGGCUUCAAUCCAUCAACGAAACGAAUUUCUCAUUUGCAAAACAUAUUAUAUUUAGCCAACCGAAAUGCUCCCCACCUGCGUAUUCGGAUCACGAAACAACUUUUGAUUCGCAGCUGCGAGCCAUACAGAACGCACUAUCAAGAGAAUUUGCAAUUAUUCAAGGUCCACCAGGAACGGGAAAAGCAUACAUUGGUCUUAAGUUGGCAAAGGUUUUGCUUCACAACAAAGACACAUGGGGCAAUGAGAGUGGAAUGACCUCACCGAUGUUGAUAGUUUGCUAUACAAACCACGCACUUGAUCAAUUUCUUGAGGGAGUUGCGAAAUUUUAUCGCGGGGACUUGGUGCGCGUUGGUGACCGUUCGAAGAGUGAGCGGUUAAAAAACUAUACAUUGAAACAAUAUCGGAUGGGCGCUAACAGUCCUCGGAGCGCUAUCGGGAAAAUGACGCAAUUAAAAAACUCGGCGCGUAAGGAUUUGGACAAAUCUCAAACCAAAAUACGCGAUUUAACCAUAACUAUACAAAUCUGUUUACAAAUUAUAAUCAACGAAGAAACAUUACGUGAUGUAUUGAGCGAUAGGCAAUUCCAAUCAUUGCAAACAAAUAGAAUAUCAACGAAUACCGAUGAUUCUGCUCAAUCAACAAUAGCUCAUUGGCUACGAACGGACUUAAUAGAGCAUGAGUGCAGACUGACAAUAUACGAAGGCCCCAAUGAAGAUGAGGAUUUGGAAAACGGCAUUCAUGUAACCACAGGAAACGAAAGAUCUGCUAGUAUACUUUUCGAAGAUAUACUACCAGAGUUCGACACAUCUGAGGUUGCAAUAUUGUAUCAAGCCAGACGGAAGAUACUCUCAGGUUAUAAUGUCACUAAGGAAUACGUGCAUGAAAUUUUGAAUCAUAUAACCAAAAUUCGUUUUAAUUUAAAUGAAAUAGAAUUAAAUAUCAAAGAAGUUAAAAGCAAUGAGGAAUUAUCCAAGAAGGAACAGAAAAACAAGAUUAAGGAACUGCAAAGAGACCACAAGAGAAUGAAGCAAGAAGAAAAUGAUCUUCAGUUUCGCUUAAAACAAGAACAAUUAAUUCGGAAAUCUGUCAAGAACAAGAUACCAAAUCUAAUUUUAAGUCAUGAUUUGAUGACACACCAAGAAGCAUGUGAUGUUGACGACAUUUGGAAGCUCAACCUUAAAGACAGAUGGAGACUUUAUCGAAGCUGUGUGCAGACAUAUUGUUUGUAUUUAUAUCAUAAGAUUGAACAAGAAAGGGAAGGUUUUAAGAUAAUAGCUAAACGAUACAAAGAGGCACAAAUGCUUGAAGAUCGAGAAAUAUUGCGACAUUCCUCCGUUAUUGGAAUGACAACAACAUGCGCUGCUAGAUACCUCAGCACCUUACGGGACAUAAAACCUCCGAUUGUGAUUGUUGAAGAGGCGGCUGAAGUAUUGGAAGCUCAUAUCAUCACAACCCUGAGUGAUGGAUGCAAGCACCUUAUUUUGAUAGGUGAUCACAAACAGUUGCGACCAAAUCCAUCGGUUUAUAUACUGGCUACCAGAUACAAUCUGAACAUAAGCCUUUUCGAACGCAUGGUCAAUAACGGAGUGCCACACGAUUGUUUAGAGCUUCAGCACAGAAUGAGACCAGACAUAGCGGAUAUCAUGCGGCAUAUUUACCCAGGUCUUCAAGAUCACAACCAUGUGCGAUGCUACGGCGAUGUAAAAGGCUUAGCAAAGAAUGUCAUGUUCAUCAAUCAUAACGAGCCAGAAAUUUCAAAUGGUGAGCUUAAAAGUUAUGCUAAUCCAUUUGAAGCCGAUUAUGUUGCUAAACUUGCAAAACAUCUUUUGCUACAAGACUACAAUGGGUCCCAAAUAACCGUUCUUACCACAUACACAGGUCAGUUACUUGAAUUAAAAAGACGUAUGAACCGCGACGAAUAUGAGGGAGUCAAUGUAACCGUAGUAGACAAUUAUCAAGGAGAAGAAAAUGAUAUUGUCAUAUUAUCACUUGUAAGGAGCAACCAUGAAAAUCGAAUAGGGUUUUUGAAAACUGAAAAUAGAAUUUGUGUUGCUCUUUCGCGGGCAAAAAUGGGAUUCUUCGUAGUCGGUAAUUUUGACCAAUUAUCAUCUGUGUCGUCUUUGUGGAAAGCUAUUACAGACGACAUGAUAAAAAGGGGUUCUAUCUCAAGAGGAUUACAACUCCGUUGCGCUAAUCAUCCAAACGACCCACCGAAAAUUGCAAAAACGGCCAUGGACUUCCAUGAUGCUCCACUAGGCGGGUGUACGAAAAUGUGUGGAGCAAGACUGAAUUGUGGCCAUACUUGUCCACUGAAGUGUCAUAUAAAAGAUCCCUCUCAUAAAUUGAUGAAGUGUCAAAAACCAUGUUACCAACAUUGUGAACGGAACCAUCAGUGCACAGGCAAAUGUUAUCAAGAUCCUUGCCCACCAUGUAAAGUAAUUGUUACGAUGACCAUUCCACAAUGCGGGCACUUGCAAGAUAUCGAAUGUAAUUUGGAUCCUUCUAAAGUUAUUUGCAACACUAAACCUUGUCCUACACGUCUCGAUUGCGGACACCCAUGUACCCAUGCAUGCGGUUAUCCGCAUACUGAAAACUGUGAAUAUGAAAUUGAAAAGAAAUUUUCCUGUGGACAUACAUGCACAAUUCGUUGUUGCCAGAAAAAUUCAGAACAAUGUAUACAGCCUUGCGGCAGUAUACUACAAUGUGGCCAUGAAUGUAAUGGUACGUGUGGUUCUUGCUUAAAUGGAAGAUAUCACGACAGAUGCAGGCAAAAAUGCAGUCGUAUUUUAAUAUGUGGUCAUCAAUGCAAAUCACCGUGUGCGCAUUGUUUGCCAUGUGAUCAGAAAUGUCAAAACAAGUGCGUACAUAGCACAUGCAACAAACUGUGUGGCAUCCCAUGCACGCCUUGUAAGGAACCAUGUACAUGGUCUUGUAAACAUGAUCAAUGCUCCAAACUUUGCAGUGAACCAUGUAAUCGGCCACCAUGCAACAAACCUUGCGAAAGAAUACUAAACUGCAACCACAUAUGCAUUGGUUUGUGUGGUGAGCCAUGUCCACACCUUUGCCGAAUUUGUGAUAAAGAAAAAGUAACUGAGAUUUUCUUUGGCACUGAAGAACUCCAAAACGCGCGAUUCGUAAAACUGGACGACUGUGGGCAUGUACUUGAAUCCACAGGUCUUGAUUACUACAUGAAUAUGAAAGAAGAAACCGGAGAGCUUUGUUUUAAAUGCUGUCCAAAAUGCAAAACGCCUAUUCGCAAAUGUGUGAGAUAUGGAAAUAUUGUGAACAAGCAGCUUCGAGAUAUUGAACAAGUCAAGAUAGCAAUUCUCGGUGGAUCAUUCGGAAAAUUGAAAACAAUGUUGGACUUGGAAACGAAGUUUUUGUUAAAACAAAAAAAUCAAAUAUCUAAGUCAAGCUACGCAUCAAUAUCAGCUACGGAGCUCGCUUUUAAAAGUUGUAAUGCUGCGAUCAGAAAUGCUUACUUCAAAAUUCAAAAGCGGAUAACGUCCCUAAAAGAAAACAAAAGUUUUAUUAUUUUAUCUCAGCAAGUUAUUCAAACAAUAAACGUUCAACUUCAAGUUAUACAUAAAUUCGAAACUUUGUUUGAGAUGACAGUGAACACACAAAGAAUGUCGUUUUUUGAAGACAUUGUUAAAAAAGUUGCAGAAGCUCGUUUUGUAUUUUCUGAGCAAGAACUAAUGGAUAUAAACACCGAAUUAAACCGGGCCCAAUUGUACUUCAAGUGUCAUAAACUGGAGAAACAUUUGAAACGAGUUGGUAAACAUUCCAAAGUAACAAAUGACAUUAACUUUGUGAGGAACACAUUGUUUUCGGUUCAUGUAUUAACUGCAGAUGAAUUUGAUCAAGUGCGUGCCUGCUUGGAUCGCAUGAAGGACAUGGCUAUGAUUCCAGGGCUUAAGAUAACUGAAGAAGAGCGGAUUUCAAUAACACAGGCAAUGAAACUAAACAAGGGUCAUUGGUUCAAGUGCCCGAAUGGGCACGUUUACGCCAUCGAUGAUUGUGGAGGGGCAAACCAAAGGUCAAAAUGUCCAGAAUGCAAGGCGGACAUUGGUGGGGAGCAUCAUCGACUAGCGGAAGGGAACCAGUUGGCAUCGGAAAUGGACGGAGCAACGUUUGCAGCGUAUUCGGAAGAGGCGAAUAACCGUUGGAACUUUAACCACAAUGAUCUUCAUUAAACUUGUAUGAAACAUGUUUUUGAAUGCAGUGCUUUGUAUCAAAUAGACAAGAGAUUGCAUUUGGUAGGACAAUAUUCCUUUAAGUUUAUGUAAAGCAUUUAAACCAUUACGAAUUGGUUGAAAUCACUGGGCUCGACGCGACAUUCGUAUUUAUCGUUUUAUAAUACACAUGAUUAUUUAUCCGAAUUAUAACCGUUAAAAUAUUUAUAUAUUUUGCGAUAAAUAACCCGACUGAAAUCAGCAAUCUCUUUAAAAAGACGAACAUAAUUUUUUUUAAGUGUGUUCGCAUAAAUACAGUAUUGUUAAACUAUUUAAAGAUAGUUGGUCUUUUAAUGUUGUUACAUUUCAAAUUUCAAAGAGUUUAAUACACGUUUUUAAGAAGCCAUUGACAUUUCGCAUCGAUGUUUUGCGUCACGACCCACUUGAGGCAGCCACUGUGCAGGGGUGUGUGAGUGACGUUACUAAAAAUCGUCCUCCCUUUUAUUGAAUAUAAUUAUUUCUUGCUUGUCUCAAUUAAACUGGGUCUAAAAUAGAAGAAUAUCUUAUGCUGACCUUUGAAAUUGUAACACUGACAAAAACAUACAACUUUUAGAAUUAAUACACAUGUAUAUAAUUGUUAUAUAAAUGCAAAUUCCAUGUAUAUCAACGCUUUGUAUGUUGUGCAUUUAGAAUUAAUUUUGCACCAACGUAUUUAUUUCAAAAGAAAUAUUGUUUAGGAAUACAAUGUUAACCACAUGUUCUACAAUACAUGGACAUAUAGGCUCUACAUAUAAUGCAUUUUGUCACACAUAUUAAAAGAACAAGUCAACAAAUUAGUAUCACGGUAAUGGUUCUAUUUUGCAUAAAUAUUUUAUUGACCAUAUAUUUUAAUUCGUUUAUGGAUGUCUAUCGUUUAACUUUUGCAAACGUUUUAAAGCGUAUCUAAAGUAUUUGUAAUUUAAAACGCACGGUUAAAUAAUGCGUAGUUCUGUAUAAAUUUCAUUAGCAAUUAAAAAGUAGAAGUAUU